This is a messenger RNA of Penicillium alfredii, 2022 nucleotides long. RefSeq names its product U4/U6-U5 snRNP complex subunit SNU66. The record is from RefSeq and is a predicted model, not a curated record. Gene Ontology annotation, biological process: mRNA cis splicing, via spliceosome; maturation of 5S rRNA. Gene Ontology annotation, cellular component: U4/U6 x U5 tri-snRNP complex. The transcript has a single exon. The coding region runs from base 1 to 2022 and encodes 673 amino acids. NCBI's taxonomy places the organism in Eukaryota, Fungi, Ascomycota, Eurotiomycetes, Eurotiales, Aspergillaceae.
AUGGCGGAUGCUCUCUCCGUUGAGCAAAAUAACAAAAUUCGAGUGGCUCUCGGCCUCAAGCCGCUCCAGGUUCCCGGUGCCGAGCCCGACGCCACCGGACCCGUCUUCAAGGAAGACGACGAGAGCGCAUCCGAAGAAGAAGACCCCGCCAGCACCCUCGAGACCCGACAAGCGCAAGGAUACAACAACUGGAAGAAACUGCAGGAUGACGCCGAUGCGAAGCGCAGGCGAGAAGAAAAGAACGCCGCCAUCAAGAAGGCGCGCGAUGCCGCUCAACGAAAAGUGAAGCUGGAGGGGACUACGCUGGGCGACUCUGCCGGCCCCGAACUCGACACCAAGAGUUGGUUGAUGCAGUCGAAGAAACGCCAGAAGAAAAUCGAGAAGGAGCGCGCGCGCAAACUCGCCGAAGAACUGGAGGAGCGGGAACGUGCGGCGGCUACCGAGUACACGGCGGCGGACUUGGCUGGAGUCAAGGUUGGACACGGAGUGACUGAUUUUGAGGGCGGCGAGGAUCAUAUUCUUACGCUUAAAGAUGCGACCGUGGAUGACGAGGAGGGCGAUGAACUCCAGGACAUCAACUUGGUCGAGAAAGAGAAAACCGAGGAAAAGCUCGAGCUGAAAAAGCGCAAGCCCGUCUACGACCCUACGGCCGAGAAUCAGGGCAUUCUCUCCCACUACGACGAAGAGAUCGAGGGCAAAAAACGAAAACGCUUUACGCUAGAUACUCAGGGCUCAACUGCUGAGGAAAGAGAAGCAAAGCGACAAGAAGUGUCGGGUCGGCUGAAGACAAAUAUCAUCAACCUCGAUUUUGAGCCGGAGGUUCCGGCUUCGGAUUACAUGGAUAUCAGUGAGGUGAAGAUCAAGAAGCCAAAGAAGAAGAAGGCGAAGGCGACUAAGCAAAGAGCCGUCAUGGACGACGAGGAUAUUUUCCCCGUGGCGGAAUCGGCAGGUACCCCCAAUGGAGCCUCGUCCAUGGACAUUGACUCGGCGAACGGAGCACCUGCCCCCGCGCCUCGCAAACCUGCCAACCAAGAUGUUUCCUUUGUGGAUGACGACGACCUCCAAGCCUCUCUUGCCGUCCAGCGGCGCGCAGCGUUUAAGAAGCGCAAGAAGAUGCGCCCCGAGGAUCUUGCUCGGCAACUUCGAGAAGAAGAAUCACAAACCCCCAUGGAGGUGGAAACUCCCGAAGAGGGUGCAGAGGAACCCGGCCUGGUCAUCGACGAAACAUCGGAAUUUGUCUCCAAUCUGCAGAAACCUACACUUCCCGAGAGGGACAAACGCCAGACAGAAACCUCGGCCGAAGAGGCUGUCAAGCCGGAGCCCGAGGAAGAGGGUGUGGAUGUGGAUAUGGAGCGAACAUACAACGACAUUGAAGAUGAAGAGGAUCUGAAAGAGCGCAUCCAGCGGGAGGAAUCAUCCCAGGCCAAGCAAGAGCUUACCGGUACCGGGCUGGAAGAGGAGACCACUCUGGAUCAGGGUCUGGGAGCUACGUUGUCAAUGCUGAAGCAGCGUGGGCUGGUCAAAGGAGCCGACAACGGUGAUCAAAACGCGCUGCACCGCGAUCGCCAACGCUUCUUGCAGGAGAAGUCACACCGCGAGACCGACGCCGAGCGACGCGCACGACAACAGCGCGAGCGAGACCGCGCGUCCGGCAAGCUCGACCGCAUGUCGGCCCGUGAGCGCGAGGAGUACGCACGCUGGGAGAACAAGCAGCGCGACCAACAGGAGGCGCGGCAGAUGGCCGAGGUGUUCAACCGCGAGUACAGGCCCGACGUGCAACUCAAGUAUGUGGACGAGUAUGGUCGCUCGAUGAACCAGAAAGAGGCGUUCAAGCAACUCAGUCACCAGUUCCACGGCAAGGGCAGUGGCAAGAUGAAGACCGAGAAGCGUCUCAAGAAGAUUGAGGAGGAGAAGAAGCGCGAGUCUAUGAGCACCUUGGACAGCAGCCAGCACACAGGCAUGAACAAUGCCAUGGGCGCCACGGCCCGCAAAAACCGCCAGGCUGGUGUGCGGCUGGGCUAA